This is a messenger RNA of Vitrella brassicaformis, 1115 nucleotides long. The record is from the annotation of a GenBank genome assembly. Lineage: Eukaryota; Vitrellaceae.
CAACACUCUUUCUUCUGUCUGGCUCAGCCUGCAUGUCUCUUUGGCUGCUCAGGUGCGUGUUCCGUCCCCCCAGAGCCCCGCAUAUCAGCGGCUGCUCCGCCAAGGCCAUCCUCUCGACACCAUGAUGCGGCUGGCAAGGUCAAUCCAUGCACGCAUCAUGCACCAGCUACAGUCCCCCUCUCGCCCUCACACCACACGCCAUGCCAGCCACCAUGGACUCACAGGCCAAUUGUGGCACUAUAUGUGUGUAUGCCCAGACUCCCCUCACGCGCCGUAUCGUUCAUAUAUCCAUUCCCAUCCAGCAGUCCCUUCCCACCAGGCGUCACGUCACCUCGCCUCGCCCACCUACACAGAGCGCAGCACCCACAGCACACAUGCACACCCAACACAGAGAGAUGGAUGGAGCACUCAUUUCACCCCGACACUCACCCACCUUUAUAUAAUAAGGUCUUGCGCAGUCUCUUUCUGGUUGACCACCAUAUUUGCUAUGGCGUCCCUCAGCAGGCCGCCCACCAGGGGGGCGGUGGCGGGCCGGCGGUCCGUGAAGGCAGCCGAUGCAUCACCCACUGGCGGCUCGGUGGUGAAAGCAGACACACACACUGCAUUCAGCAGAACAGCACACGUCAAAGGAUGGCUCAAUCAGCAAAGGAUCUCUUAUCCGCCCCCUACCUAUAUGGGUCAUGUUGGUAUGAGUGAUGAGAGUGAUCGAUGCGACGAAUGGGCUGUCUAACGGCGUCAGCAGCAGCCGCCGAAACUCCACCCUAUCGGCCCACCUGCAAGCCAUGACGGCGGUGCAUCGGUUGGGGGGCUGGUGGGGCGACUGGUUGAGGAGGCCGUCCAGCACACCGCCGUAAGCAUGGCUGAGGAGACCAACACAUAACAGAGGGAAGAGGCCGUGAUGGAUGGAUGGAUGUCUGUCUGAGUGUGGUGUGUCCUGUGUACCGGUACGCCCGAACCCACGGAGUUCUGCCCGGAUUGGCCAUUCGGGGGGCCAAGAUGGUCUUCAUGAUGAACGCCGACACCGAGGCAUCAGUGGUCUCCUCACCACCGGCCACCCAGCUGCCCCCCCGCGGCGUGAUUCGGCUUCUGACGGGCGGGUUGUCGUUGAUGGCGUG